This is a messenger RNA of Spodoptera litura, 1238 nucleotides long. The record is from RefSeq and is a predicted model, not a curated record. NCBI's taxonomy places the organism in Eukaryota, Metazoa, Arthropoda, Insecta, Lepidoptera, Noctuidae.
GUUGUACACACUCGUCGAGAUACUCCGAGACAGGCCGAGCGCGCGUGUGUACAGGGCGCUCUCGUCUCGUCUCGCUCUCUCGUUCUCGUCUCGUUCGCUCUCGGUGCCUUGUCGGUUUUUUGCGACCGAGUCAAAGGGUCUCGUUGGCUCUCGCGAGGUAAACGAGAGCGAGCAUGUACACACUCGUUCAUUUAGUUGCUCGCUGACUGUAUUUAUAAACGCACGUGUUUCACUAUGUGGUCUAAUGAACGAGAAUUACAGUUUUUAGAGUGGUAUCAAACAGAACCUGUGUUAUGGAACUCGAAGGAUGUGAAUCAUAAAGAUAAACAAUGUAUCCAUGACGCUUGGGUGCGAAUAAGCGAGCACAUGAAAAUCCCGGUCGCAGAGUUGAAAAAGAAGCGGGACUCACUUAUGGCUACCUAUCGUAGUCAUAAAAGAAGGGUUAUUGCCUCCAUCCAGUCUGGAGCUGCAGCCGAAUCAGUAUAUAAACCAAUAUGGUUCGCCUAUGAGUUUAUGGACUCAUUUUUAAAUAAUAUUGUUCAGUGUAGAAAUACAUUGAACACAGAUACACAGAAUACAACAACUACAACAGAAAGUGAAAAAUUAGAUGGAGAAGAGGAAGUUGUAGGCGCAGGUUCUGCGCCUACGACUUCCUCACUGGAAACAGUACCGCGGCGCCGAAAAAAUCCUAUGGAACUACAAGAAGCUGGGAAGACGAUGAAGGAAGCCAUGAGUUCACUGAAUAAAGUUUUGAAUAAACCGGUAGUGCCCGAAGACGAUUUUGAUCGUUAUGGCAAAAUUCUUGCUAAUAAGCUCCGUAAACUAAGUGAAACAGAUAGUUUAAAAAUGAUGUAUGAAAUAGAUGGAUUAUUUAUAAAGCGCAUUAAUGCUAUACCCUCAUAUUUCACACAGCCUUCACCGACGUACACUAUGCAUUCAGAACCAACUUCAAGACUUGUACUACAUUCUACUACAUCCCCUACAUACUACGUUCGGCCUGAGUCGGCAUGCACUACAUAUUCUGAUCCAGGGGUUCAAAGAUCACAUUCCGAUAACGUUAUUCAAAUUUUGUCUGACGAGAUUGUUAGUCCACCAACAGAUUCAGCGCACAAUACCGACAUUGUAAAUCAGGCAUUUUAUGAAGCAUAGUUUUAUAAGUACCUACUUCCUUACUACAAUUUUGACCAUAACCUAUUUUUCCAAAACUGUGUUCGUUUUUAAUAAAUAAUUUUGUAAUU